AUGCUGAGAGCGCUAGUCGUGAGAUACAAAGACGUCGCUGGGCUGGUGCUGAACGAGUGUCGGGAAAAGUUGGUACACCCUGAUUUGGUUUUCCUUAUGCUGCCUUUCUCUGAGGAGAUUCACGUGCGUGGCCUUCAGAAUUACGCGAGAUUCCGUGAGAUCUCUGAUGACCUUGAGCGGUAUCUGGACUAUGUCAAGUACUUCAUUAAUCGACAAAUGAACCGGGCGGGUCAGACGCCUCGUGGUCAACCGCACAUGCGUGGUAACUACUGGUAUGAACACUUUGUCGUCCAAAUCAUGUUGGAAGCAGCCAGACCACAAGAGUUUGUGGCGUAUUUGGAGUAUCUUCGAAUACAGAAUCGUUUGCGUGACUUCGUAACGCGUGCGGACCGAGUAUUGCUGGCCAUGCAUCCGGAAAAGACUGAGGACUUGUUGCUGCGAUCGUGGGCAGUGGAUGAUUUGGACCUCAAAGGCGCGAUUGGUUUCAUGCCUUGGGGAGAUUUUCACGCGCCUGAUGCUCGCGUCGCGAUGGACAAGGAAAUAGUGGUCGACAUUCGUAAAAGGUUCAGACAGGUUCUGAAGUAUGUGCGCCUAUACCGAGAAGUACAACCACUUGGUCGGCUUGACGACAAGGAAGUUGCUGAUGCACUGAAGUAUUGGUCAACAAGUGAGGAAUUGUUGGCAUACAGGGAACUGCUUGAAGGCCAUUUGGACGAGUACGGGUCUUUCGAAAAACUGGUGAAGGUUGUCGGUACUUUCUAUCCGUUUACAAAAAAGGAAAUAGCCAAAUCGAAGAGGAUCGUAGCUGAUAUUCUCAGGGUACCGAACCGCACGAACCUGUUACGGCUUGACAACAAUUUGCUAGCACCGUAUUAG
Hyaloperonospora brassicae is the source of this 876-nucleotide messenger RNA. The record is from the annotation of a GenBank genome assembly. NCBI's taxonomy places the organism in Eukaryota, Oomycota, Peronosporomycetes, Peronosporales, Peronosporaceae.